ACACACCAUCUUUUCCUUUUAAUAAACAACACUUCCUCAUCCUAUGUUCCUUCCUACCCCUUAACUCUCUCUCUUUCUCUCACUUCAUCAUUGUGCUCUAAUCACACUAGCACUAGCUCAGACAGUACUUGUACUCACAACAACCAUGGCUAAUGCUCCUCUUCUCCUUUUCCUCCUCUUCUUGUCUCUCUCAUCAGGAGGGAAUCUGAUCAUGGCUAAUGGACAGAAAACUUGGUGUGUGGCAAAGCCUUCAACAGACCAGGCUACCCUUUUGGCGAACCUCAAUUAUGCCUGCUCUCAAGUUGAUUGCAGGAUUCUGCAGAGAGGCUGCCCCUGCUCCUCCCCUGACAGCCUCAUGAACCAUGCCUCCAUAGCCAUGAACCUCUAUUACCAAUCUAGGGGAAGAAACCACUGGAAUUGUGAUUUCAGGGCCUCUGGCCUUAUUGUUGUCACUGAUCCAAGUUAUGGUAACUGCAUUUACGCACAGUAGACUAGUGGAGUAUAUAAAUUGAAGUAUAUGUGCUCCCAUGUAGGCAAAUUUUGGUGGUGAAUUUUAUGUGUUGCUGUAAUCUUGUGUUUAGUAAGGUUGCCAUUGACAACCAGUAAAUAUAUAUGUAUGCCGCAUUACAAGAAAUCAAAAUUUGCCCUUUCUUCUUA
Molecule: messenger RNA, 657 nt
Organism: Cajanus cajan (pigeon pea)
Lineage: Eukaryota; Viridiplantae; Streptophyta; Magnoliopsida; Fabales; Fabaceae
Product: Carbohydrate-binding X8 domain superfamily protein
Source: RefSeq, a predicted model, not a curated record